AUGGAGGCAACGCAGGAGUCCGACGUCGAGAUCCUAGUUCACGUCACAGCACCGAGCAGGACGGCAGACGACGUCGCCUACAGGCAGUUGGCCCAGUCCUACCUUUCAUUCCAGCCGCGACAUCAGCUCCCCAUCUUCGCAGAUCCCGCUCAACAGCAACAGCAGCAUCAUCCUUCAGAUGCGCAGCAUGCCGGCGACCGGGGAGAUGCUCCCACGCAAGAGCAGCAGAGCACCGCCGCCGCUUCGUCGGGCAGGGUGUUCGCGGCGCCGUCAAGACAGCCUUGGGUUCCAGAGUCUCAGAACCUGAGCUUCCGGAGCGUCUGCGACAACCGCUUCUCGCCGCCGCUGCAAGACAGGCGCAACGUGACAGACGAGGCUCCGCCAAACCAGGAAGAGGAUGGUGAAUCCUUGUCGACUCAGCUUGCAUCUUCAUGGCAUGCGCCUCCAAGUCAGAUCGACGAUUCUUACCCCUUGCCUGAUGCCGAACUACGCCAUGCCACGCCAACUAGGGUUCUUGAGCAUUAUAUGAAGAAGCAGGGCUCAAACCCUUUCCGUAAUACUCAAGCCGAUCAUCCAGUUCCACCAGACGGUGCUCGUGGAGGAGAUACUCAUAUUCCGUCGUCUAUCCCCAUCCCCCCUGACCUGGCCGAAGAUGGAAGCCACUCCCUUGGACAAGAGAAAGUUGCGAAUAUCAUCCCCGUCACCCCCGGAGUACCGAAAGGGGCAUCGACUCGAAAGCGACAAGAAUUCUCCCCUACUGUGAUUGACGAGACCAUCUACAUAUCGAGCGGCACUCCCGAUGAUUCGGCCUCCGAAGCAGCCUCCCUUCGAGCCGAGUCUGCACCACCUCUGUCGAAGCGCCAAAAGGGACUCGUUGAUGAAGCCGCGGCGACGAAUCUGCAGCGGAGCUCGAGUGACACCGGGCCAGCCCGAAACACACGAUCAGCAAGCUCUUACCCAGCCGCGUCGAGAGACUCAUCCGACACCUUGGAAAUCCGGCCCCCGUCUCCUCCCGCAAGCAUCAUGGACCUCGAGCCAGCAGACCUGGUGCCCGACAAGCUGGCCAAACUAGCCCAAGACCUCUCCUCUCGAUAUCGCCCCGUAGCGAGACGCGAACUGGAGCCCCUCGAACGGGGCUACUGGCUCCUUGACUGCAGCGGCUGGUCCGAGGACACCUUUCGCGAGAGCUGGCUCUUCCUCGGCAACUACCUCCGCAGCGGCCUGGCUGGCUGGGGCGUGUGGUGUCGCCGGGACGAGCCGCGCCGCUGGAUCCGGCUCUACUGCUGGGCUCACGUCGCGAAGCAUACGUAUCUGCUGCUGUAUCUUGCGAGCGGGAGGCAGAUGAAGGGUACCGGGGCGAAAUGGAUUGGCGCCGAUGGAGAGGUUGCGUUGGAAGUGCUGCCUGUGGAAAAGAAAGCGUAG
Trichoderma citrinoviride is the source of this 1422-nucleotide messenger RNA. RefSeq lists its product as hypothetical. Bases 1 to 1422 code for a protein of 473 amino acids. The record is from RefSeq and is a predicted model, not a curated record. NCBI's taxonomy places the organism in Eukaryota, Fungi, Ascomycota, Sordariomycetes, Hypocreales, Hypocreaceae. The transcript has a single exon.